AUGAACAUCAUCAGCCAUUCUGAACCAAAAACCUAUCAGGAAGCAGUCCAACAUGAGUGUUGGAGAAAGGCAAUGCAGGAUGAGAUCACAGCUUUGGAAAGGAACAAUACAUGGAAAUUGGUGAGUCUACCCCCUUCCAAUAAACCAAUUGGUUGCAAAUGGGUUUAUAAGGUCAAACAUAAGGCUGAUGGAACAAUAGACAGAUACAAGGCAAGACUUGCAGCUAAGGGCUACAACCAAACACUUGGGGUUGAUUACUUGGACACAUUCAGUCCAGUAGCUAAGAUGACUACCAUUAGAACUCUCCUAGUAGUUGCAGCAGCAAAGAACUGGCACAUACACCAAAUGGAUGUCAACAAUGUUUUUCUCCAUGGGGAUUUAGAAGAAGAAGUAUAUAUGCAGCCACAUCUUGGUUUCCUAGGAGCAGAAAGUGGGCAGGUAUGCAAGUUCAUCAAGUCUUUAUAUGGCUUGAAACAAGCCAGUAGGCAAUGGAACACUAAGUUGAGUAUUGCCCUACAAAAUAUGAGAUUCAGACAAUCCCUACCUGAUAAUUCCUUGUUUAGUGAAAAUAGCUCCUUUGUAGCAUUGUUAGUAUAUGGUGAUGAUAUAAUUGUUGCAAGUGCUGAACUAGACAUCAUACAAGAAGUUAAGAAGCAGCUUAAUGACAGUUUUCAGAUCAAAGAUCUAGGGCCUAUAAAGUAUUUCCUUGGCCUAGAAGUUGCUAGACAAAAGAAGGGAAUUGUAGUCUGCCAGAGAAAAUAUGCUUUGGAGCUGCUUGAUGACACGGGUUACACUAAUGCAAAACCAGUACACAGCCCUACAGUUCCCUCACACAAACUAAGCAAGAAUGAGGGAGAGCCACUUGAAGAUAACUCACAGUACAGAAGAAUAGUAGGCAAGCUCAUAUACUUGACAAUUACCAGACCUGAUAUUAGUUUUGCUACUCAACAGUUAUCUCAAUUCCUUGACAAACCUACUCAUCUACAUAUGCAAGCUGCUCACAGAGUGUUGAGAUAUAUAAAAGCUGCCCCUGGUCAAGGACUUUUCUUCCCAACAACAUCUGAUUUACAGCUCAAGGCUUUUUUUUUUUAUUCUGAUUGGGGGGCUUGUAUUGAUACAAGAAAAUCUGUUACUGGUUUCUGUGUAUUCCUAGGGGAGGCUCUGAUUUCAUGGAAGUCUAAGAAGCAAGCAACAGUCUCUAAAUCAUCCUCAGAGGCAGAAUAUAGAGCAUUAGCAGCCACAACUUGUGAAGUGCAAUGGUUAACUUUUCUAUUGUAUUCGUCCCAAUCGUCCAAACACCUGAAAGAGUGA
Ipomoea nil (Japanese morning glory) is the source of this 1311-nucleotide messenger RNA. RefSeq lists its product as uncharacterized. The record is from RefSeq and is a predicted model, not a curated record. NCBI's taxonomy places the organism in Eukaryota, Viridiplantae, Streptophyta, Magnoliopsida, Solanales, Convolvulaceae. The transcript has a single exon. The coding region runs from base 1 to 1311 and encodes 436 amino acids.